Messenger RNA from Paramacrobiotus metropolitanus, 913 nucleotides. Its product is annotated as SPARC-related modular calcium-binding protein 1-like. Lineage: Eukaryota; Metazoa; Tardigrada; Eutardigrada; Parachela; Macrobiotidae. Bases 156 to 641 code for a protein of 161 amino acids. The transcript has 2 exons. The record is from RefSeq and is a predicted model, not a curated record.
AGAUUACGGAAAUUUGGCAGGCAGUCGGCGCUGGAAACGUGCGCGUGCCAUUUGCAGUUAUCUCGCCGUUGCGGAUUACCGGCUUCAAAGUCUGUUGAUUUGUGCACGAGUUGCGCCGUUUCCUCGUUUGCCUGUCAUAUUAGACAACCCGCAUUAUGGCCCGUGCGUUGAUUAUCCUGAUGGGAUGCGGCUGGAUGUUGGCCGCGGUGGAGGCCGGCCUAUGGGAAGGCAACCGCAACCUGGACGUCAACGUGCCCUGCUUCAGUCUGGGCAAGAUCCGGCUGCCCAACGGCGACCUCUCGCAGGGCCUGAUCAACUCCGGCAAGUGCACGUGCCGGCAGGCGCGUCUGCAGGCCGGUCUGCCGCAGUUGCAGGGCCAGACGCGCGGCUUCCAGCCGGACUGCGAGGCGGACGGGCGCUUCACCACGCAGCAGACGCUGACCAACACCGGCUACAUCUGGACGGUGGACGCGCAGGGCAACCAGAUCUCCACCUUCGGCCGGCAGAACGCCCUGCGCCCGGGGGCCGCCGCCCCGCGCCCGGCGGUGGCCAGUAAUCCGUUGGUGGGCGGCGCCAGCCGGGCCGCCCAGGGACCGUACAUCCUGCGGCCGCAGCAGUUCUUCAACCAGCAGUUCAAGUAGCAUCGGCAGCGACUAGCAUCCCGCACGGCUGCCGGGACUACUGCCUAGUGCCGACUCCAUCUCGGUAGCGAAUGUAAUGCUAAUUGUCUGCAUAUGGAGUCUGUCCAUCGGCUUAUUUAUUUGGGACUGGGCUCAAGUGUGGCGUGUGUACUUGUACACUCAGUUAAGAUUAGUCGACAAUACCAGUAUAGAUUCUGUGAUUGUGCGGGUUCAACAACGAGGUGCACUCGGUUUGUAUUACUGAUUUCAUUGCAUAAUAGCCAUUAAUUCAA